AUGGACUACUUACCAGUGGUAGUUCAAGCUCAUCCCCCCUCUUCCUCGUUCAAGCACUCAUCGGAAGGAAAAUACUGGCGGUCCUUCAAAAACUCUGUUUUCUUCAAAGAAUAUGCACCCGUCACUUCAAUACAUUUCUCGCCUUCAAAACCACAUCGUUAUGCUGUGACCGCUGCCACUCGCGUUCAAGUAUACGCACCACGCACUCAAAAGGUCACCAAAACCAUUUCCAGAUUCAAGGAUAUCGCUCGCAGUGGAUGCAUUCGUGCAGAUGGCAAACUUCUUGUUGCCGGGGAUGAUACCGGCCUCAUACAAGUUUUUGACAUCAAUUCGCGUGCCAUACUUCGGACCUUCGACUCUCAUAAACAACCCGUGCACGUUACGAAAUUCUCGCUAUUAGCCCCCACACAAGUACUUUCUUGUUCCGAUGAUACAACUGCUAAAUUAUGGGACGUACCCUCACAAUCAUGCAUAUCCAGCUUUACCUCUCAUACGGACUAUGUUCGCUCUGGCCAAGCCUCCACCUCUAAUCCACAUUUAAUCUUAACUGGAUCGUACGAUUCCACAGUGCGCCUGUUCGAUACACGUUCGGGCAACUGUGAGCUUGUAAUGAGUGCUGGCGGGUCGGGAAGGGAAGGAAAUGUUCCCGUCGAGCAAGUCCUGAUGUUUCCCUCAGGUACCGUUGCCGUAUCCGCUGCUGGACCCAUCCUCCGGGUAUGGGACAUUGUUGCGGGUGGACGUUGCGUUCGAGCAUUGUCCAAUCAUCAAAAGACCGUCACGUCGUUGACGUUCGACUCGGGUGCUUCUCGGCUUCUUACCGGCAGUUUAGAUCAAAUGGUCAAAGUUUACGACGUCAGCACCUAUAAGGUGGUUCAUACCAUGAGGUAUCCAGCACCACUUCUCUGUCUAGCAAUAUCGCCUGAUGAGACUCAUAUUGCAGCUGGAAUGACAGACGGGACCCUAUCGGUUCGAAGGCGACAGCCAAAAGAGUCGGAGGCAAAUAAUGCUGCUGCUGUGGCCACAACCAUUCUCCAGUCUGGGACCUACGACUCUUUCCUCGGAAGCUCUUUAGGACAGGGUCAGCUGAAAGGCAAAGGAAAGGCAAAGCCCCUUGGGGAUGUGAACGAGUUGCGGAUUGAAAGUAGACGGUCAAGAAGGCUGAAGAACUAUGACAAGUUCUUGAAGAGUUUUAAAUAUUCAGCUGCUCUCGAUGCCGUUCUCAAAAAGAACGUCCCACCGACGAUAGCGUUUUCACUCAUACAAGAGUUGAUACAUCGAGACGGACUGCGAAUAGCAUUGUCGUACCGUGACGAUGUCAUGUUAGAACCUGUUCUCCGCCUUCUGGUGAGACAUACCACCGAUUCUCGUUUCGGGCAGAUGGUCUGCGAUGUCGCAUCGGUAGUCAUAGAGAUGUACACGCCAAUCCUUGGGCAGUCUCCCGUUAUCGACGGCCUCUUUAUACAAUUACGGAGGAAGGUGAUGGCUGAAAUACGUUUUCAGAAGGAAGUCCAACGGACCAAAGGGGCAUUAGACAUGGUCCUAGCAUUCGCAGCAUCCGCUACACCAGUGGUACGAUGA
This is a messenger RNA of Marasmius oreades (fairy-ring Marasmius), 1578 nucleotides long. RefSeq lists its product as uncharacterized. Gene Ontology annotation, cellular component: nucleolus. Gene Ontology annotation, molecular function: protein binding. The coding region runs from base 1 to 1578 and encodes 525 amino acids. The transcript is spliced from 5 exons. The record is from RefSeq and is a predicted model, not a curated record. NCBI's taxonomy places the organism in Eukaryota, Fungi, Basidiomycota, Agaricomycetes, Agaricales, Marasmiaceae. Gene Ontology annotation, biological process: positive regulation of transcription by RNA polymerase I; rRNA processing.